AUGCAGACCAGGCGCCAUGCCACGAGGGCCCUCGGGAGUCUCUCUCAUCUGCAGCUCGCCUCUCUGUCAAGCUCCCCUCGAGCCGCCCGUUCGUUCACCGCGGUGCCGGACAGGUACGCCUUCCCUUCCCUGCUCAAGAUCGCCGCCUCUCGAUCGGACCUCAGCCAUGGCAGGGCCCUCCACGCCGCCGGCCUCAAGAACGGCCUCGUCUCCGAUCCCUUCAUCGCCGCCUCCCUGGUCAGCAUGUACAGCAAAUGCACCGUCCUCUCCGACGCCGUCGACCUGUUCGACGGAUUGCCUGAGAGAGAUACUGCUACUUGGAACUCCAUGAUCGACGGGUUCUUCCGCCAUGGCCGCCGGAAGAGUGGCUUCUCCUGCUUCCACCGUAUGCAGCUCGCCGGCGUUCGCCCCGAUCGGCACUCCCUGAGCAUCGUUCUCUCCGACUGCGGCAACUCCUCCGACAUCAAGCGGGGCCGGCAGGCCCACGCCCAUCUUCUGAAGAACAUCUCCGAUCCAGACCCAUUCCUCGCCACGUCCUUGAUCGACAUGUACUUGAAGUGCGGCCGGUUAUCGCCGGCGCUGAGGGUUUUCGAUUCUUCCCUGGGGAAGGAGGAUGAGGAGAACGUCUGUGUCUGGAACGCCAUGAUCGGAGGUCUCCGGCAGAUAGGCUUAUGGGAGAAGAGCUUCGAGUUCUACGCCCUCAUGAAGAGUCACAGCGUCGCCGCCGUGCCGGCGACGUUCUCAAGCCUGCUUGCAGGUUGCUCUCAUGGCGGUGACUCGACGGCCCUCGCGGAGACGAUCCACAGUGACGUGAUAAAGACCGGGCUCGAGGGGGAGCCCUUCGUCUGCACCUCCCUCUUGGCCACGUACGGCAGGUGCGGGUCCAUGGACAGCGCCGCCAAGGUGUUCGCCGGAACGCCAGACAAGAAGACCGAGCUGUUCAACGCCAUGAUCGCCGCCUGCAACGCCAGCGGCCGCGCCGGCGAGGCCAUUCUUGUUUACGGCAACAUGAACCGUCGGAGCAGCGGCGGCCAUGCGGAUUCUUUCACGAUUUCUAACGCCCUUGCCGCUUGUUCUUCUUCCGUGGACUUUCUGGACCUGGGGAGGGCCAUCCAUGGCCAGUCGGUGAAGCUCCCGGAGGGACGCAGCGUCUCUGUGUCGACCUCCCUGGUGACCAUGUACGGGAGAUGGGGGAAGAUGGAAGAAUCGGCUGCAGUCUUCGAUUUUGCGGAGGAAAAGGACGACGAGGUGUUGUGGGGUUCCAUGAUCGCCGGCCUCUGCCAGAACAAAAUGCUCCGGGCGGCCAUCUCACUGGUGAACCAGAUGCUCUCCCGGGGGUGGGAGCUCGACUCUGCAGUUCUGACCAGCGUCGCCUCCGCCGCCGUCAAGCUGGAGCAACCGGAAAUAGGGUUUCAGGUCCAUGGUCAUGCCGUCAAGAGCGGGAUGGAGGCGGACACCUUCGUCGGCAGCGCGCUGGUGGAUCUGUACGCGAAAUCCGGGCUCCUGGAUUCGGCCGGCGAGGUGUUCGCCGCCGUGCCGGAGAAGAAUAUUGUGGCCUGGAACUCGAUCAUCUCUGGCUUCGGAAGGGCCGGCGACGUCGCCCGCUGCGUCGCCGCCCUCAACCAGAUGCUUCAAUCCGGCCCGCCGCCGGACUCCAUCUCCGUCACCGCCGCUCUCGUGGCGGCGACCUCCGCCGCCGCUCUGUCCAUGGGGAAGAUGAUCCAUGCCUUCCAGAUCAGGAACUACAUUCGUGACGAUGCCCAGGUGGGGAACAGCUUGAUCGACAUGUACAGCAGCAGCGGGUGCCUCAGAUAUGCCCGGCAGGUGUUCGAAGGAAUGUCGGUUAGAACCGUAGCCACCUGGAAUUCGAUGAUCUCCGGGUACGGGUCUCAUGGGCACUGCGACGCGGCGGUGGGUCUGUUCCAGGAGAUGCAGAGCUCGCCGGCGGCGCUGCCGCCCGACGAGAUCACCUUCCUCGCCCUGAUCUCCGCCUGCAGUCACUCGGGGCAGACCGAGGAGGGCCUCGAGUUCUUCCGGCUGAUGACCAGCGGCCACCGCAUCGCCCCGUCGACGCAUCACUGCGCGAGCGUGGUGGACCUGCUUGGCCGCGCCGGCCGCCUCGAGCAGGCCUUCCGCUUCGCCGCCGGCGUGCCGCCGGCGGCCGGCGGGAGCGUGUGGCUGUCGCUGCUGGCUGCUUGCAGGGUUCACGGGAACGUGGAGGCCGGCGAGGCGGCGGCGCGCCGCCUUCGGGGGCUCGACCCGGAGGCACACGUCCAGCUGUGGAAGCUCUACGGGGAGGGCGGCCUGCCGGAGAAGGCGGCGGCGGCGAGAGGGAGGAUGAGGGCGGAGGGCUUGAAGAAGAAGCCCGGGUGCAGCUGGAUCGAAGUGAGGGGCCACGUUGAGGUCUUCUUCUCUGGUAAUUCUCUGUCUCCGCUGGGGGUGGAUGCCCACGCAGUGCUCAACAGCCUGAGAGGAGUUCUAAGAGACGAACAUUUUUUUUCUAAGAGAUGA
Messenger RNA from Spirodela intermedia, 2511 nucleotides. NCBI's taxonomy places the organism in Eukaryota, Viridiplantae, Streptophyta, Magnoliopsida, Alismatales, Araceae. The record is from the annotation of a GenBank genome assembly.